CAGCAGUGUUUUUCUCUCCCUGGGGAACACCCUGGAGACAACCCUGCAGGAGAACCUGACACACACACACACACACACACACACACACACGCUCCAGGAGAGACCUGGUCCGAAAGGGAACAGGGAACCUGGUUAAGGCCUCUGGCUAAGGGUGGGGCUCCUGAGCCCAGCGGUCAUGGGGCGACCGGAGAAGGUCGCGCUGCGGUCAGGCGGUCACGGCGUGGUCCUGGCUCUCCUGCUCCUCCUCGCCGGCGUCUCGGGCCUCUCGCAAAUGCCGAGAGUCUUCCUCACUUUCAAAGAGCUGGAGGCCUCCCAGUCCUUUGAGCAUUACAGCAUGUCGGAGCACCCGAUGGACUACAGGAUCCUGCUGGUGGACGAAGACCAGGACCGCAUGUACGUGGGCUGCAGGGAUCACGUCCUGUCAAUGAACAUCAACAACAUCACCCACAGGAUGCUGAAGGUUUAUUGGCCGGCGUCCAUCAGCAAAAUCGAGGAGUGCAUCAUGGCGGGAAAGGACCCCACGCACGGCUGUGGGAACUUUGUGCGUGUGGUGCAGCCCUAUAACCGAACGCACCUGUUCGCCUGUGGGAGUGGAGCCUUCAGCCCCGUCUGCGCCUACAUCAACAGGGGUCGGAGGUCAGAGGAGCAAGUGUUCCACAUUGACUCUCGGAUUGAGUCUGGGAAGGGAAGAUGUUCUUUCAGUCCUCAGAUCAACACUGUCUCUGUCAUGCUAAACCAGGAGCUGUUCUCAGGGAUGUACAUCGACUUCAUGGGCACCGACGCCGCCGUGUUCCGCAGCCUGACCCGGAGGAACGCCGUCCGCACCGACCAGCACAACUCCAAGUGGCUGAGCGAGCCGGUGUUUAUCGAUGCCAAGCUGAUCCCAGACGGCUCAGACCCCAACGACGCCAAGCUGUACUUCUUCUUCAAAGAGCGCCUGAUAGACAGCAACGGGAACACCAAGCACAUCCACACCAUGGUGGCACGAGUGUGCCCGAAUGACAUCGGAGGCCAGCGGAGUCUGGUGAAUAAGUGGACCACCUUCCUGAAGGCCAGGAUGGUGUGUGUGGUGCAGGAGCUGGAUGGCACGGAGACACACUUCGACGAGCUCGAAAGUGUGUUUCUGCUGGAGCAGGAGCACCCCAAGAGGAUUCUGCUCUUCGCCGUUUUCACAUCUACCAGCUCCGUGUUCAAGGGCUCUGCGGUGUGCGUGUACAACAUGGCCGACAUCCUGAUGGUGUUCAACGGGCCCUUCGCCCACAGAGACGGCCCCGGCUUCCAGUGGACGGCCUACCAGGGCCGGAUCCCCUUCCCCCGGCCGGGCACGUGCCCCGGGGGAGCCUUCACCCCGAACAUGCACACCACCAAGGAGUUCCCCGACGACGUGGUGACCUUCGUCAGGAACCACCCCAUGAUGUUCAAUCCCAUCUACCCCGUGGGCCGCCGGCCGCUGGUGGUGCGCACCAACGCCGACUACAAGUACACCGCCAUCGGCGUGGACCUGGUGACCGCCGCUGACGGGCGCUACCAAGUCCUGUUCCUGGGGACAGACAAAGGCACUGUUCAGAAGCUGGUGGUUCUUCCCACAAACCACUCUUUGGGUCAGGACCUGAUUCUGGAGGAGCUCGAGGUGUUUAAGAACCAUGCCCCUGUGACCAAUUUAAAAAUCUCCCCAAAAAAGCAAAAGCUCUACGUGAGCUCGCGGCACGGGGUUUCCCAGGUGUCUUUGCACCGUUGCCAUGCCUACGGCUCGGCCUGCGCGGACUGCUGUCUGGCCAGAGACCCGUACUGCGCCUGGGACGGCCUCUCCUGCUCCCGCUUCUACCCUUCUGGCAAGAGGAGGAGCAGAAGACAGGACAUUAUUCAUGGGAACCCACUGACACAGUGCAGAGGAUUCAACCUCAAAGCCUACAGGAAUGCGGAGGAGACGGUGCAGUUCGGAGUGAAGAACAGCACCACCUUCCUGGAAUGCCUGCACAAGUCCCCCCAGGCCUCCGUCCGGUGGCUGGUCCAGAGAGACAGCGACCGCAGAAAAGAGGUGAAGACCAGCGAGCGGCUGAUCCCCUCCAGCGGCGGGCUGCUGAUCCGGUCGGCGCAGGUCUCGGACGAGGGCCUGUACUACUGCCAGACCACGGAGAACGGCUUCAAACGCACAGCCGCCAAGGUCCGCCUCCGGGUGCUGGGCAACGCCGCGGCGACGGCCCUGACGGACAAGCGGCGGUUGCCGUGGGCGCUGGCGGGGGCGCUGAACCCCAAGGCGCUGCUCCCGGCCCUGGGGGGGGGCGAGGCGCUGUCCCUGCAGCAGUACUGCAAGGAGCAGAGGCAGGCGGAGAGGCCACCCCCGCCCCGGGGAGACCUGGCCAAGCUCAAGCCCUUCCUGGACCGGGGGAAGAGCCGCAACCGCCGAAACCACCAGCCGGGGGGUUAG
This is a messenger RNA of Conger conger (European conger), 2428 nucleotides long. Its product is annotated as semaphorin-3C-like. The coding region runs from base 176 to 2428 and encodes 750 amino acids. Gene Ontology annotation, biological process: axon guidance; negative chemotaxis; negative regulation of axon extension involved in axon guidance. The transcript has 18 exons. Gene Ontology annotation, molecular function: chemorepellent activity; semaphorin receptor binding. The record is from RefSeq and is a predicted model, not a curated record. NCBI's taxonomy places the organism in Eukaryota, Metazoa, Chordata, Actinopteri, Anguilliformes, Congridae.